GUAAAGGAAGGGGAUUGCACCUGUUAACAGUAAGGAUAUAGGAGUAUCAGCAUGAUGAGAACUCUAAUUUUAUUCUGCUGCAUUGCAGUUGUGUACUCGGAGAUGGUAGCUAAAGGCUAUCCAGAACCGAUAUCCUAUAUUUGUGACUUCUCUGAGAAUUUAUGCAAUUUCCAUGGAAACAGCACUCUUAUGGAAUGGAAAAUAGUCAAUUCUACUACCGGAGAUUUAAAUCGAUUUCUACAAACUAAUGCAACAGAUACACUAGAUCAAAAUAAAUACGUUUUAUCAAGAUGUUACACAGUCACCAGUCCCAAACUCUGCCUCAGUUUUAGAUACAAACUGACAGGAAGUGACGUCACUAAGUUAUUUGUGAAGCAGAAAGGAGGUGAUAAAUACCAGACGUGGGAGAGUAAGAAAGAAAUGGUGAACCAAGGUUGGACUGAGAUUAAUAUAAACGUCUCGUUACUUCCUCUCCAAAAGGAAGUUCAAUUUCUGUUCAAAGCCAUCCUUGGUGGAGUUUCUGGAAAUACUGUUGGUAUUGAUGACGUCAUACUGGCUCCAUAUGAAUGCUAAGAUAUAAUGAUGCCUUUCUGGAUUUGUCUUUAUAUAUUUAGUUGUUAAAGAAAUACAUGUAAUUGAAAUAUGUUUUAUGCUUGUAAUUGUGUAAUUGUGUAAAUGAUAAGGACUGGAAACCGCACCCAGCUUGGUAUUGUAGCAUAUGAAAAUACACAUUUAUUUUUGACAACUGGAAGCAAGCCUUACAGUUUUCCCCUUCGCAUCGAGUUGUAAUAACGUAAUUUCCGGUAAGCAUAGCCAUGUUCUACCUUCCGAACACCCGAUUCCACCCUGCGACUGAGCUGGUAAACUCAGCAGAUUAUAGAAUAUCUAAUAUUGUACGAUUGCUAAUCUUUCCUAUUUCAUAAACAGUUCCAAUAUGAGUCUCCUCGUGAUGGCCAUUUUUAGAUUAGUUUGUAGAUUGUUGAGUGGUAUGAAAAAUGAUAGAUAUACUAAAUAAUUCAGAAUAAUAAUUAUUUCUAUAUAU
Lottia gigantea (owl limpet) is the source of this 1042-nucleotide messenger RNA. RefSeq lists its product as hypothetical. The record is from RefSeq and is a predicted model, not a curated record. The coding region runs from base 52 to 573 and encodes 173 amino acids. Gene Ontology annotation, cellular component: membrane. Lineage: Eukaryota; Metazoa; Mollusca; Gastropoda; Lottiidae. The transcript has 5 exons.